Messenger RNA from Cylas formicarius (sweet potato weevil), 3248 nucleotides. It is a transcript of the gene SPR, whose product is annotated as sex peptide receptor. The annotation marks the transcript as partial. Gene Ontology annotation, cellular component: membrane. Gene Ontology annotation, molecular function: G protein-coupled peptide receptor activity. The record is from RefSeq and is a predicted model, not a curated record. Gene Ontology annotation, biological process: G protein-coupled receptor signaling pathway. Lineage: Eukaryota; Metazoa; Arthropoda; Insecta; Coleoptera; Brentidae. The transcript has 3 exons.
UCGACCGCAGAUGCGUGCGGGUGCGACCUGAACUGCACGUCAUUGAUUAACCAGUCGUACGCCGCGUGCGGCAAAACCGUGAACUACGUGAACAUCACCAACGAAAUGCCGAUAGCGUACGCGGUGCCCCUUUACGGCUACGUGAUGCCAUUCCUUCUGGUGAUAACGAUAAUCGCGAAUACUCUGAUUGUGGUCGUGUUGAGCAAGAGACACAUGCGAACUCCCACGAACAUUGUGCUUAUGGCCAUGGCCCUCUGUGAUAUGUUUACUCUUCUAGUACCUUCGCCGUGGCUGAUUUACAUGUACACACUGGGCAACCACUACAAACCGCUGUCACCUAUCGGGGCGUGUUUCGCUUGGACCGUAAUGCACGAGAUUGUGCCCAACAUGUUCCAUACGGCCAGCAUCUGGUUAACGCUGGCUUUAGCAGUCCAACGGUAUAUUUAUGUAUGCCACGCUCCCCAGGCCAGGAAGCUCUGCACGAUGCCCAACGUGUACAAAUGCGUGGGGUACACCUUGCUAGCGUCGGCCAUCCACCAGUCCACCAGACUCUUCGACACCGAAUAUAACUUGACGGAAGUGACAUGGAAGAACCAGACGGUAUCGGUGUGCGUUAAAAACGACGCCAAAUGGGUUACUGACUACGUCACCAUUGAUGUUUACUAUAUAACCUAUUUCAUGUUCCGGACAAUUUUCGUGCACGUGUUGCCCUGCGUGGCCCUAGUAACGUUGAACCUGUUCCUGUUCAGUGCGCUGAAGAAAGCGCAGAAACGCAGGGACAUCUUGCUGUCGUCGAAAAAAAACCAGAGGAACGAGUGCAAAAAGCUGCGCGACUCGAACUGCACCACGCUCAUGCUCAUCGUCGUCGUCAGCGUGUUUCUGAUAGUUGAAAUACCGCUGGCGGUGGUCACGAUGCUCCACAUAAUUUCCAGCACGUUUUUCGAAUUUCUCGACUACACCGUCGCCAAUACGCUUAUCAUUUUUACGAAUUUUUUCAUUAUAUUAAGUUACCCGAUAAACUUCGCCAUCUAUUGCGGGAUGUCGCGUCAAUUUAGGGAAACCUUCAAAGAACUGUUUAUCAAUGGCGAAGUCAGCGCGCGAAACGGUUCUUCCAGGUACUCGAUCGUCAACGGGCCAAGAACUUGCACCAACGAAACGGUUUUGUAAAUGUUCACAUAGCACUAGAACGUCAUAAAGAUGUUUGUAACCUAUCUAAUCGCUUAAUGUUAUAAAACAGUUCCAUAACUGUAAUCAUAACUUUACACAUAAACACAAACGUUCAAUUAAAAUUUUUGAACUAAGCGUAAUUUUAUGGACAAUUUGGCCAACCUUGAAGUUAGCAAUUUUAAAAUUUAUUUCUUGUUGGACAGGACAACGCAAUGAUCAUUCGCCCAUUUUCGACUUCCGUCGAGGAUACAUUUUUCAUUUCUUUGAUAUCGCAAACAAUUAAACUUUGCAUUAGGCUCACGGGAAACUAUUAGAACUUAAAGCAGAUCGAUAACAAUUCUAUUAAUUAUACCAGAUUCUGUAUGGAGCGAACCAUGAAAUGAUGAGUAAAACUUCUAUAACCAUUCCGACGUCCGUCAAGGAAUGAGGUGGUUACAUUGCACCAUUAUGUACUCUGACGGACUUAACAAAGCGUAUCUGUAAAUUGUUUCUAUUUUUUUAUUUACUUUCCACCGGUUCUUUGCAUCUGGGUAGCCAGAGCUAUAGCAAGCCUCUUAGCUUUUCAAAGAAACAAAGAAACCGAUGUACCAGCCUCUUUUUUCUAUUGAUUAUAGUUUAUCAUAUUCAAAACCAGAUAAAGUACGUAAUAUAAAACAGAUAGGUUACGGUGUAAGAAGAGGCAGUUCUACCUUUAGUGUGUGAACUUUAAUACUGGCCAACAGAAGUAAAAAAGAAGAAGAAGAACUUUAAUACUGCAGUACUUUUUUUCAAGUUAUGAUUGCGAUUAUGAAAGUUCUUGAGGAUACAUUUAAAAACUGCUAAAAUAAUUAUAUGCGGUGUGUCUAAAUUAAAACUCCCGUAAAUUUUUCUAGUAUUUAAUGAGCAUAUUAAGACGAUCAAUAAUUUUAAAAUUUUUUCAGCGAAAAUUUAUAUAUUUUAAAUUUUUAAAACAAAAUGGACAGUAUUUUUCAUAAUAUGACUCAAAAUUUAAAAAAAAAUGAAAUUUUUAUUAAAAGCUUAAAAGAUGUCUAAUAAUUGAAAUCUUUUCAUGAAGGCGUUCGAACGUGGUAAGACAUAAAAGGACGACUUUACGACUUUCUGUGCUGUUUGAAAUUAGGGAAACGGGGGGAUAAAUGUCGGCAAACUCCUCCACGUUUUAUGCAGAUGUUAAGUUGUUAGAUGGAGGAAGAAAAAUUGGAAUCACUCGGAAAAAGCUGAGGAAACUAUGAGUCACUCUGUUUCCUGGUACUCGCCUUGAAAAUAUGAAAUCAUGACGCUUAAGAAAACCGACUUCAAUUAUACUUUACGUUUUGUAUUCUGAGUACAGUGGAGUAUUUAGAGUUUUUCCCCUAUUUGUUUGUAAAUAUAACGUUCGUUAAGUGGGGAUAAAAUACAUAUUAAGCAAACUGCUCACUGUUAGAGAAUCACUGUCGAUAGGUCUAUGGUAAUUGUACAAAAUAGAGGACCCUGUAUCUUGUAUAUCUACAUAUAUACAACUAACCUGCAUAAUAAUCUAUAGGGGCAACAUAUUUAUCGUUUUUUAUUGUAGCAGAAAUAAAAGUAUUAAAGUGUAGAACUAGCAAAAAUAGUUUAACAAUUAAAACACAAAUCAAAUAGUUGUUAAAAUAAGCACUCCAGCGAGUGUUUUCAAUUUUCCCAACCAAAUUACUUUGUUAACGGUUAAAAGUUUAUCAAACUAUAACUUCGAUGGAUUAUUUUACUGGUUAGUUUAUAUAGAUGAAAACGAUUCCGAUGACUGUUCUAAAGUCUUUUGUAAUAAUUAAAAUUUUCAUAAGCUAAAUCAAUUUAAUUACUUAUGAACGAACUAUUUGUAUCGUAUUUAUUUUUCCAGCAGGGUAUAUGUUAAAUUAUAUGUAUAUUUUUAUAUACCGCGCGGAACUAGGAAUGUUAUUUACUCGCAACAAAGAGCCCUAAUUUGGGAGUAAAUAGCACUAACAUUUUUUAUUAUAUCAAAUAUUUCGCAGGUAAAUAUUUGAUAUAACCAUCAUCGAACGUGUAUGUACGAUUCUACGUAUGUUGUGAUUAAAAGUGUUUAAUGUUAUUUCUGUAACCAUGGUCUA